CAAAGACGAGGGGCAGCAGUGUUCCAGCAUGGCGUCUAAUGGCAAAAAGCGUGGUCUGGAACAUUUGGACGAAUAUGAACCAAAACCAGCCAAACAUCUCCGCAGCCUGCAUGAUCGAAUGGCAGAGAGGCGGCUGGUGGUUAUUUUGGAAAGGGCGUCGUUAGAAACAGUCAAGGUUGGAAAAACGUUUGAGUUAUUAAACUGCGAUCAACACAAAAAUAUGAUUGUCAAAAGUGGAAGAGACCCUGGACAUAUAAGACCUGACAUCACUCAUCAGUGUUUGUUGAUGUUGAUGGACAGUCCUCUGAACAGGGCUGGUUUACUGCAGGUUUAUAUUCACACAGAGAAGAAUGCUUUAAUAGAGAUCAACCCACAAACCCGUAUCCCAAGAACAUUCCCUCGCUUCUGUGGCCUUAUGGUUCAACUGCUCCACAAACUAAGUGUCCGGGCGGCCGAUGGUCCUCAGAAGCUUUUAAAAAUGAUCAAAAACCCAGUGUCUGACCACCUCCCUCCAGGCUGUCCUCGCAUUGGCACCUCUUUUUCUUCUGGAGAAGCGGUUUGCCCCCGAACGCUGGUGCCUGAAGGACCAGCCGCUGUGGUUAUAGGAGCAUUCGCACAUGGAGCAGUGAACGUGGACUACACAGAAAAGACCGUUUCCAUCAGUAACUACCCUUUGUCUGCUGCACUGACCUGUGCAAAGAUGUGCUCAGCCUUUGAAGAAGUCUGGGGCGUCUUAUGACAAAAUACAACCCCUGGACUCAUGUUACAAAUCUAUACCGUGGACUUUUUCCUUGUGUGUUUCUAUAAUGGUGACUGGCCAUGAAGAAUAUACAUUUUUACAGUUUUUCUUUUCACAUAUAAAAUAAUACUUCCUUCAUGAG
Periophthalmus magnuspinnatus is the source of this 881-nucleotide messenger RNA. RefSeq names its product EMG1 N1-specific pseudouridine methyltransferase (gene emg1). Gene Ontology annotation, biological process: rRNA base methylation. Lineage: Eukaryota; Metazoa; Chordata; Actinopteri; Gobiiformes; Gobiidae. Gene Ontology annotation, cellular component: nucleolus; small-subunit processome. The coding region runs from base 29 to 739 and encodes 236 amino acids. The transcript is spliced from 5 exons. Gene Ontology annotation, molecular function: rRNA binding; rRNA (pseudouridine) methyltransferase activity. The record is from RefSeq and is a predicted model, not a curated record.